AUGCCUGUUCAAACCAGCUCACCGACAAUCCCGGACUCGUUCCCUUCCUUUAUGUCUGUAUUUGGGAGGUCACCCGAAUUUUCCGACAAGGAGGAGCGAACUUCAAUCAUCAAACCUCUUAGGGUUCCGACCAAUGUCACCGUCAAUACAUCGCGACGCCCACUGCCCUUUAAGCACCGUGAAAGUAUAUCGUCGAUGACAUCAGCCUCCACUGAUUCAUCGCCGACCACCACCAUCUCCACGUUCGAUCCUCCGUCGGCCGUGGAUACGUCCCCGAGCUCCUCGCCCGAAUCUCCGUCGUCGAUGCCAUUAUCAUAUCCCACCUUCAUGCCGCUUGCACACAAGCCCGAGUGCCCACCGCAGUCUGCGGCUCCGGCCGCCAUCUCCAACCCAUCAACGGAUACCCCGAAUGUCGCACGACCCGACUCACCCGGCCGACGUGCGAGAAACCUCAAGAACCUCUCCCUGAGGAUGCCUCUACCAUCCCAAGGUUCACGCCCGCCCAUCGCAACCGCAUCCGUUGUCGAAUCCAGUUCUCAACACCAUCUCUCCGCCCCACCUUCGCCGAUCCACGUGCCCCCGAAGGGCAUGCGCCGAAAACCCGCGAACCUGACGAUACGCACUCCCGGAUUCGAUCGGUCGUUUUCUAGCAACAUGAACGAGAUGGUUCCGCCCACUCCGCACGCCUUGCGCCACACCGAAUCCUCCCCUUCCCUCACAUCCGUUUUCUCCCCAUCAUUUGGCCCGAAGGGGGGCAUGCAACUCCCCCGACCGAUGACCCAUCAUGGCGCGCGCCGACCGUCUGGUGCCUCGGAGAGCAAUCUCUCGCCACUGCAAACUGUGCCAGAUGAAGGGUCCGCUUCCGGGGGAGUGCUACACGAGUUGGAAGAAGAAGACGACCAUCUAGACUCGCGGGAGUCGACGCGGCGCAACGAACGCGGAUACCCGAACGGCCCAAUCCAAAUCUACGACUCCGGUGUUUUUCUUUACCUGGAGCCGACCGCGCAAGAAGCCUCCCGGUUCGACGUCGUUGUGAACGUGGCAAAGGAGGUGGCGAAUCCGUUCACCAACACGAGCGGCGGUACUAGCACGGUGGUGAGCACUAUGCGCAAUGGGUCGGCAAGUGCGAACCGACUGUCCACUGGAGAGCCCUGGACGGCUAUGUCUGAUGUAUCCUUCAAGUCUGCAUUUGAAUACCCGCCCAGUGAUGAGUCUUCGCCUGCCACCCCUCAAAAGGAUUCGUCUGGACCGGAAUAUGUCCAUGUCGGCUGGGACCAUAACUCGGAAAUCCUAGAUGAUCUCUUCCCGCUUUGCGCGCUGAUCGAGUCCCGGAUCGCCGAAGGGAAGAAGGUCCUUGUGCAUUGCCAACUCGGCGCUAGUCGGUCGGCCUCGUUGGUUAUCGCGUACGGUCUCUACAAAAACCGACAACUGGAUUUCAACUCGGUCUACGAGAUGGUCAAGGAGCGCAGUCGCUGGGUGAGCCCCAACAUGAGCCUGAUUUACCAACUGACGGACUUCCGCUCUCGACUACUCCGCGGCAGCCUUUCGAAAGCUGCCCCGGAGGAGUGGUUUGUUGGGGGGCCGCGCAGAAGCUCCGAACCUCAGCCACCACACACCGGGAGAACGGAUGCUUCGGAAGUCAGCAUUCCGGGUUACACGAGUGGCUGCUCAGAUGCUGAGCAAUGCUCAUCCAAUGACCUGUCGCAGGGAUCUAUGGGCUCGCUUUCACCGCCUUCCACGAACCAGACCACACCCAUCUCGAUCGAGAAUCUCGGAUUUUCCCAAACGCUGUCCCACAAGCGCAGCCUGUCUCCACGACCUCUGCCAUUUCGGCAGGCCUCGUACCAGAUGGGGUCAACGGGCCGGACUCUGCUGCCCGAAUCCACAGCCCCGUUAUGGCGCCCCGAAGGCGGGCCAUACUCUCUGGCCAAAACGGAUUUUUUCGUGCCGGAUGCUUCCCAGGGGGGCAACUCCCUUUUCUCACCGAGGACGACUGGUUUCAUGGCCGCGCCUCUUUCGCAGUCAAUCGCCGAUUGCCUGGAGGACGAUGGCCCUCAUGGGCUGCGAUUCGGAACACGAGUCGCCGACCCUCGGUCACCGCCUCCAGGGAAUGAGCGCCUGAUUAUGAGAAAUAUUGAUGAGUUUCUGUAA
Molecule: messenger RNA, 2151 nt
Organism: Aspergillus ibericus CBS 121593
Lineage: Eukaryota; Fungi; Ascomycota; Eurotiomycetes; Eurotiales; Aspergillaceae
Gene: dspD
Product: putative protein-tyrosine phosphatase
Exons: 1
Coding region: 1-2151 (716 amino acids)
Biological process (GO): protein dephosphorylation; negative regulation of MAPK cascade
Cellular component (GO): cytoplasm; cytosol; nucleus
Molecular function (GO): protein tyrosine/threonine phosphatase activity; MAP kinase tyrosine/serine/threonine phosphatase activity
Source: RefSeq, a predicted model, not a curated record